CAAAACCUGAAAGUUUGUGAGUUUGCAAUCAUGGAGAAACCUUGCUUUCACAUUGUUGUGAUCAUAUUACUCAAUUGUUUUUCAGUUUGCUGUUUUGGCCAAGCACAUCUCAAUUUAACCUCAGAUGAAGAAGCCCUUCUCGCCUUCAAAUCAAGAAUCACUUCUGAUCCUUUGAACAUAUUGGCAAGCAACUGGUCCAUCACCAGCCCGUCUUCCGUUUGUAGCUGGAUUGGUGUUUCUUGUGGUGUCAAAGAGAGAAUCGUAGCGUUGAACCUGUCUCAUUUGAGCCUUGGAGGCACCAUCCAUCCACAUCUUGGAAACUUGACGUUUCUUACCUCUCUGGACCUUAGCCUCAACAGGUUCACGGGGCACGUGCCUGAUGAAUUGGCUCGUUUGCGUAGAUUAAAAGGCAUAAACCUGGGAUUCAACAAUUUCACAGGCGAUGUGCCCUCGUGCCUUGGUUCCAUGACAAAACUCGAGAACGUUUUUCUGAGAAACAAUAGUUUUACGGGUGCUAUACCGAAUCUGUUAAACCUUUCAAAGCUGGUGACAUUGGUGUUGUCAUACAAUUCUAUCCAUGGAAAUAUUCCGAAAGAGAUAGGUAAUAUUUCCAACCUGGAAUCCUUGGACUUGAAGUAUAACAAGUUGACAGGAUCAAUACCAUCUUCCAUCUUCAAUCUUUCGUACCUGGAAAAAUUUGAUCUCACAAAUAAUAGCCUGUCAGGCCCGAUUCCAAUGGACAUGUGUGAUAAUCUUCCUAGGCUCAGAGGAGUCUCUUUCUCCUUGAAUCAACUUUCUGGACCGAUCCCAUCAAGCAUAUCCAAGUGCAGGGCUCUCCAGCAAUUAUCGCUGUCGUUUAAUCAAUUCAGUGGUAGCAUACCAAAAGGGAUUGGCGAGCUGACGAUGCUGAAGAACUUAUACUUAGGGGCAAACAACUUUCAAGGAGCUAUUCCACAGGAGAUAGGUAAUCUCUCCAACUUAGAGAUAUUCAGCAUGAGGAGAAGCUCAUUGACAGGGAAACUUCCUUCAUUUGUCUUCAACAUAUCGUCUCUCAAACAGAUUGAUCUUUCAUACAAUCGCCUGUCAGGAAGCCUUCCACCGGACAUUCAUCACAAUCUCCCGAAUCUUGAGCAGCUUUUUCUUCAAUCAAAUCAACUUACUGGCCAAAUCUUCUCUAGCUUACUUGACUGCAAGAAGCUUUGGCUUCUGCAAUUGAACGACAAUCAGUUCACCAGUACCAUACCAAAACAAGUUGGGAACAUGACUCAGCUCAAAAUUCUAUAUUUAGUGAAAAACAACAUGACAGGUGAAAUACCCUCUGAGCUUGGUAAUCUUAACCUUGAGAGACUUGCAGUGGAUGCUAAUAAAUUCUUUGGCUCCGUCCCUUAUUCCAUUUUCAAUAUCUCAAUGCUGAUUGAGUUGGGACUUGGUUUCAACCGUUUUACUGGCCAACUUCCAGCAAACAUGGGCUAUUCACUUCCCAAUCUUGAGUUUCUGUAUCUAACUGAGAACAGCUUCAGUGGACCUAUACCACGUUCAAUCAGCAACGCUUCUAAAUUGUCUGUCAUAGACAUGGGCAGCAACUCAUUUACAGGCCCUCUACCAGAUUUCAGCAAUCUAAGGCUUGUUCAGCGGCUCAUUAUCCCUGGAAACAAUUUAACAGGGGAAGCUCCUGAUCAGGAAUUGAGAUUUUUCUCUUCAUUACAGAAUUGCCGAAAUUUGCAAAUGUUGGAACUAUCAUCAAACCAAUUAAAUGGUAUCCUUCCACGUUCAGUUGGGAAUUUGUCCACUUCGAUUCAGAUGUUCAGAGCAAUCGGAUGCAAAAUCAAGGGCUCUAUACCUGCUGAGAUUGGAAAUUUGAGCAGCCUGAAGUCUUUAUAUUUAGAUCACAAUGAGUUAACAGGUUCCAUCCCUCGAGAACUAGGGAAGCUAAAGCAGGUUGAACUUGUGACUCUGGAUCAUAACAGAUUGGAAGGGCAAAUCCCGACCGGUCUUUGCCAAAUAAGUAGAUUGGGAGAAUUGUACUUGAGUGGUAACGUGCUCAACGGUACAAUUCCUGCAUGCUUGGGUGAGCUAAAAUCCCUCAGAAGAAUCUUGUUAGACUCUAAUAGAUUGACUUCCUCAGUGCCAAACUUAUGGAACCUUACUGAUGUUUGGGCUCUGAACUUGUCCACUAAUUUGUUAAGUGGGCAGAUACCAUCAGACAUUGAAAACUUGAAGGCCCUUAUAUAUCUUGACUUGUCCCGAAAUAGAUUUUCAGGUGACAUUCCAAGCUCUAUUGGCAGCAUAGAUUCAUUGGUCACUCUAUCUUUUGCUCACAAUAACCUUCAAGGAACCAUUCCUCAGUCUCUGGGAGGCUUAAGAGGCCUGGAAUCUUUGGACCUUUCUAAUAAUAAUCUCUCGGGGUCGAUCCCAAGGUCAUUGGAAGCACUCACCAGUCUCCAAUAUUUUGAUGUGUCCCAUAACGGACUAGCAGGAGAAGUUCCAAGUGGAGGCCGUUUCGCAAACUUUACAGCAGGAUCCUUCAAACAGAACAAUGCACUUUGUGGUCCAGCUCGAUUCCAAGUGCCGCAAUGCAAGGUCCCAACUGUUAAAAGAUCUAGCUCAAAACACAUUUCUUUGAUCAAAUACAUCGCGGCACCCAUCAUAUUAGCUAUAUCUGCAGUGGCUGUUACUCUCUGGUUGUUACGAAUGCGAAAGUUGAGCACAAAACAACUCCAUGUUGAGAUUUCACCACCUCUAGCCUGGAGAAGGGUUUCUUAUCAAGAACUUCAGCGAGCAACAGAAGACUUCAGUGCAAUCAACUCACUUGGGAGUGGAAGCUUUGGUUCAGUAUUUAAAGGGACCCUCUCUGAUGGCUUAGAUGUGGCUGUCAAAGUCUUUAACAUACGGUUAGAACGUGCAGUCAAGAGCUUUGACAUUGAGUGUGAGAUACUAAGCACCGUUCGUCACAGGAAUCUGGUUGGAGUCAUCAGCUGUUGCAGCAACACAGAUUUCAAAGCAUUAGUCCUCGAACAUAUGCCUAAUGGGAGCCUGGAGAAAUGGUUAUAUUCCCACGACUACUGUUUGGAUUUGCUGCAAAGAUUAAACAUAGCACUGGAUGUUGCGGUAGCUCUAGAGUAUCUGCAUCAUAGCAAUGCAUUCCCCAUUGUUCACAGCGACCUAAAACCCAGCAACGUGCUGCUCGAUGCAGAUAUGACUGCACAUGUAGGCGAUUUUGGAAUUGCCAAACUCUUUGGAGAAGGAGAGAAUUUGAUUCAGACCAUCACCUUGGCAACGAUUGGCUACAUGGCACCAGAAUAUGGAUCAGAAGGGAGAGUGUCGACAAGUGGAGACGUUUAUAGCUACGGUAUAGUGCUGCUGGAGAUGUUUACAAGGAAGAAGCCAACAGACGAUAUGUUCACUGAGGAACUGAGCUUGAAGCAUUGGGUGGGAAGAGGAUUACAAGAAAAUGCAGUGACUGAAGUUGUGGCCCCUGGUUUGCUAGCAAGACAAGAUCAGUAUUUCUCUGCAAAGGAGCAAUGUGUUCUGUCUAUUUUCAGGCUGGCAAUGGAGUGUUUAGCUAUAUCACCUGAGGAGAGAAUCAACAUGAUAGAAAUGGUGGCGGCUCUAAAAAAGAUCAGAGCCACAUUGAUAGCAAGCUCCAGAAGGCUCCAACAAUAAUAGGCUUCCGUGUUGUGUCCCAGGGGACAACUUAACGGUUCG
Sesamum indicum (sesame) is the source of this 3705-nucleotide messenger RNA. RefSeq lists its product as uncharacterized. NCBI's taxonomy places the organism in Eukaryota, Viridiplantae, Streptophyta, Magnoliopsida, Lamiales, Pedaliaceae. Gene Ontology annotation, biological process: protein phosphorylation. The record is from RefSeq and is a predicted model, not a curated record. Gene Ontology annotation, molecular function: protein kinase activity; receptor serine/threonine kinase binding; ATP binding.